Haliotis rubra (blacklip abalone) is the source of this 3896-nucleotide messenger RNA. RefSeq lists its product as uncharacterized. The record is from RefSeq and is a predicted model, not a curated record. The transcript is spliced from 2 exons. The coding region runs from base 467 to 1588 and encodes 373 amino acids. NCBI's taxonomy places the organism in Eukaryota, Metazoa, Mollusca, Gastropoda, Lepetellida, Haliotidae.
UGUCUCCGACGAAAAACUUUCACCAUCAUCCGACCUCACCCUGUUGGGUGCAUGAAUUACCUGUUUGAUAAGGGCUGGGUCCUUGGUUUACCGGAUACUUAGAACAGUGAGGGUUAAUGUAAGUGUUCACACGGAAACCCUACACAACAACCUUCAACUCACUGUUCAGUGUGUUUAAUGCGCGAUACGGACAGAUAACGAAUGAUAGUUUACGAACGCUGUUUCCCAUAGCUUCACAAUGACAUGUAUCAGGUAUAUAGGGUUAAAUGGACAGUCAACCGGAAAGGACAUAUGUUCCCUCUCCGCUGUGGCUUAAAUGCAGAUGUUGCAGUGUGGUGGUGGCACACAUUGUUUCAGAGUGACUGAUGUCCUGUCUCUUAUCGAUAACAGCUCAGUAUUGAAGAGGUGGUGAAUUGUCCGCAGCACUGAAAAAGGUGGCACAGUCUGAAGCUUCCCAAAUGAAAAUAUGUUACGAACCAUUUUAUACAGAAAGAAGACCCUGAUCAAGCUCGUGUUGGCUGCGGUGACUCUCAUGACAGGUGAAUAUGUAUUUCUGAAGAGGCAUAACAUUCAUCCAGUGCGUAAACAUGGCAUUACGACGGAGCCCAAGUUCAAAUAUUUCUAUGGUCCCUCGCGAGUACCAUUCACAUCCGAGAAGGACUUCCUUAAACCUAAAUACGAUAAGAAGUAUUUCAUUUAUGACUGCAGUCAGCAACUUUGUGGAGGUCUCGGUGACCGCCAGGAGGGAAUCUUAGCAGCGUACCUCAUCUCUCAACUAAUGGGGCGACAGUUUGGGGUCAUCUUGACCAUACCAUGUGAUGUCACAAACAUUCUGGACGAGAACGACGAUAAGUGGAUGAUACCACCAGGGUCGCUGACUGAUCUGACCGUCCUCCCGUACAAGGUGCUGGACAGGGUAGCUUGGAAUCUCCGGGAGAAUAUACAUACCAUAGAACUAGAGCAAAGGUUUACCCAAGAUGUAAUACUUUUUACUGUCAACCAAGAAUUUGUGAAAUAUCUGAUGAAACUUCCUCGGUUUCGUGAUCUGAAAUGGGCCCAAAAUAAAACAGCUGUGGAUAUAUAUAACAUCGUACUUCGCCGGUUGUUUAAAUUGAAACCCAAAUAUCAAGAGCAAUUCGAUAAUUUCCAAACUUCUGUCAGAGCUAACGGUAGGAAGCUUGUGUGUGCUCAUAUUCGUCUUCAUCAAUCAAUAACAGAACACAAGGUCUACAUAGAUAAGAUUUUUGAUUUUUUGAGACAGUACAACAACAGCGCCACCUAUCGGAUGUUUGUGGCCACAAAUUCAGAGCAGGUACGGGAAGAAUCGCGGCGUAUGUUUCCGAAGGUCAUUGUGGAUAUUGAUGGUCCUCUAGUUCACGUUGACAUGGACACUGGUGGAAAAGCUUGUGAUGGAUUUGGAAAAGCUCUUCUGGACCAGCAGAUUCUUUCCACGUGCGAUAUCUACCUGAUGUCAGACAGCGGCUUCGGGAGGGUGGCAGCCAUGUUACGUGGAACAGACGACAAUCUUUACUCUCCGGACGGAAAGGUGUCAUUUAAUGAUGCCAACUUUAUGCCUCCACACUGGUGAGGCAAUUCUGUAAAAAGUGAUAUAUUUAACAUAAUCCUCGCGAAAUAGAGUAUUUUGUGUUCAUUCUUUGAAGGACUACAUUUAUGAAGCGAAAGAUAAUAUUCCAAUUUCAACCUGGCAGUAACGACAAACUUCAUGACGUCAAGAACACGGAGUGUGUCCGUUUCCGGUUAUCCCCUUCUUCCAACUUUUGUAAUGACCCAUAAAACUUCGUAAAAGGAAUGAAUGAAUGAAUGAAACAUGUCUAGUCUCCAUGAACAAUUGUAUUAAGAGUUAGUUUAUUCUUUUAGCUAUAUACAUACUUAAUCACAACUUGUAACAUAAGAUUUCUUCCACGGAAUUGGGGAUCGAAAUGACAAUACUGGGCGAUAAAUGUCUUGCUACAUUCACGUGGUUAACGUCCACUCACCAGUAUGUAGAUACUAGUCGAUCUUCUUCCUGUAACAGUGAUGAGCGAGGCUGAUCAUCCUUUUAACUAUCACUAGCGUCUGGCUCGCACAAAUAAGGCCUAGUGACAACAAGCGAUUUGACAGAAUCGUCUAUGAAAAUAAGUUGUAACUCGGAUGCUGGGCUAAGCAGGGGACAAGAUUAAAUAACAGUAUAUUGUGAAAACAUACAGCUUUCAUUUUUUCACAAAUAAUUGUCACGAUUUCAGGUUUAGACAAGCCUGUAAACAAGAUCAUUGACCCCCGGAAAUGUACAUGAAUUCUAAAGCGCCCCUCAUAUGUUUACCUCACAUUAUGUCACGGAGACGCGCCCCUCUGAUUGGUUUAAAUUUCGUUCGCGGGAGAGAAUUGUGCACUGUUGUUAAAAAGGCCGAUUUAAGUUAAUUAAAGGUCGAAAUGAGUAAUUUUAAUGACCGGGUUUCAUUUUUGACGAUGCCAAUAAAUUAUUUAUGUAUUUGUACCUCCCUAGAGUACAUGUGAUCUUUAAUAAUAGAGUUAAGUAGAGAAGUGGCCGUCAGUCGAUUCAGAGUGCGUCUUUGUUGUGUAUAGGAAUACAUGCUACCAUACCCCUGCUCAGUGCUCGCGUUAAUCUAUUGAUAUGAAAUGCUCCUUUUAUCCGUCGACCCAGAUUCCUAGGUCUUUUCUUUUUUUAAAAUCAAUAGGGAAGCAAUCAAUACCUGGACAUGUGCUAUUUUUUUUUAUAGUUUUUACUGUUUUAAACAUUUUCGUCAACUUUUAUUGUUUCUUCUAGUUCAUCAAAGAGCUGCUUGUUUUAUUUUGGUGUUUGUAAGAACUUAGAUAUUCAUCACUUUCUUCAUUGUCUGGUGCUUUAUAAAGUCUUUGGUAGAAUUUCAUUUGUUCCACUGGGAUCUCUUCUCUUUGAGUUAUGAUUUAUAUAACCAAUCGAAUUGCGAGAUAUUUGUAAGAAGCAUGAAAUAUUCGAGAAAAAUGGCCAGCAGUGUUCAUAUUAACAGGCUCGAUAAGCACGUCUCAGUUCAUCGUUCUGGAAGAGGUUCGACAUGCCACGCUUCGUGAAAAGUGACAGAUGGAGAGCUAUAGGUAUGGUUCAGUCUGGUGCCUCGUCGAUUCAACGACCAUAGAAACAUCAUUUGGCACCAAUGGAGACGCUUUCAGCAAAACUAUCCCGUUAUAGACCAUGCCCAUAGUGACGUUCCAUCAGACUCCACGUCAGGACAGAUCGAUCCAGACCACGCACCUACAACACAGGUUCCAGUCAAAGCCUUAACAGCCCGUACCUGGCACUAGACGUGCAAUUCGAUGACGUCAAAGCGUCUACGGCAUCAGUCCGAUAUAACGAGCCCAACGCCAAAUCCAUAAGUGCAGAAGGCCGACGUCGAUGUGUCCAGUGCAGCAUACACUUGCUAUCGGAAGCACGUGAGUAGCAAAGAGUUCCGUUCACCGUGGAGUCACGUUUCCUACCCAGCACGUUCCCUGCCUCCAAGAUCCCCUGAUUGUCUGGGAAGGAAUGGGGAGACGCUUACAGCCUGAUCUGAAUCCUCCAUCAACACUGCAGGAAGUGCGCCAAAUCCUUCCCUGGGCCUCCUUUCACAAAGGUGAUGGUAACCUUAGUGCAAGGUUAAAGAAUGGGAGUUCAGGUUAACCUUUGUAAAGGUUGCUUCGUGUAAGUAGCCCCUGGGUAUGAAAUGAUCUUCCCCAGGACUUUCAACGACGUUGACCACAGUGAGGCAAAGGUGUAGGCCUACAUCAGUGCACAAAGUGGACGCACUCGCUACUGCCCUGAGAACUUGCUUGCGAAACCCCUCUUGUGUUGUUGCUCAUUUGCAUAUGUCAGGUGCUCUGGUGUUUUCUGGAUUUUUGUUCGAUAAAGUAUUUUAAAACAU